This is a messenger RNA of Patiria miniata (bat star), 4617 nucleotides long. RefSeq names its product melanocortin receptor 4-like. Gene Ontology annotation, cellular component: membrane. Gene Ontology annotation, molecular function: G protein-coupled receptor activity. Bases 690 to 1781 code for a protein of 363 amino acids. The transcript has 2 exons. The record is from RefSeq and is a predicted model, not a curated record. NCBI's taxonomy places the organism in Eukaryota, Metazoa, Echinodermata, Asteroidea, Valvatida, Asterinidae. Gene Ontology annotation, biological process: G protein-coupled receptor signaling pathway.
UACGCUGCCGCUUCCUGUCUUUUGUGACAAGGGAGUAUACAUUUUGUAAUUGGGUAGGGUUAUCUCAUUGUCGGUGAUUUUAUGCAAACUUAUCAGAUUUCUCCAGAUGUGAUCGAGUAAAUUUCCAAGUUCUAUGUUUAGUCCUCGUCUUCAAUAGAUUGAUUGAACCAACAGUAGCAAAGGAAUGUCCAAUCGUGUCACUUGGUUUGAUUGACAGCUCUUGUUGGUAUACUUUCGGCUUAAAAAGUCGUCAUCGGCAAACAGUAAUCUAAUAAAACUGCUAUUGUUGAAUAGGACAUUGCUAGUAUAGCACUUAACAAUAAACUACUUUUUCAAUACAAACACGCUACCAAGUGCAUUGACGAAUGUCUGGUAGUUAAACUCGCUAAGUUUUGGGAGGGCAAGACAAACUCAAAAUCCGAACUCGGAUCCAACUGUGUGGUUUUUAUGGCGUAUACUAAAUGAAUUGGGAGGCAUUGAACGGCAUUGCACGAGUAAACUGCAUGACACUGUGACCAAGAUGUAUGUAUCGUGAGUAAUUUGCAUAAGGAACUUCGCUUCCGCUUUAUUUCUCUAUUAAUUUGUACACAUUUAUGCAUGUUUAUGCAUUCAAUAUGCCAUAAGGUUUCUUCUUUGGGUUUAAGGACAUAAAUAAUACAUUAAUCGUAUAAUUUCAUAUCUCUCCUUUCAUGUUGAGCCACAAGGUUUCAUUCGAUGUUUUGGUUGCGAGAGAUCGACUCGCUACUUCAGUUUCUUCCCAUUUUCGACUUAAUCAUUUCGACGAAGUUUGUUUUCGGAUUUGCCCUGUGGACCAAAUUGUAUGUAGGCAAUCGACAAUGGGUUCUACCUUGAUCACCGUAAUCAAUUAUGCUGCUGGUGUUAUUGCAGUCCUGGCUGUGUUGGAGAAUCUGCUGGUGAUGGUGGUGUUAGCCAAAACCAGCCAUCUCCGCAUCAAGUACUUCGCCUUCGUCUUUAGUAUCGCCCUGGCCGACCUGGUGUUUUCUGUGAUGGCAAUUGCCUUUUCAAUAAACAGGGCACGAUUAUUUUCUGCCCUUCUCCAGUCGAGUUUCUUCGUUUCCGUACUGACGAUUUUAGCAGUGGCUGUGAACCGCUACCUGGCACUGACGAUCUCGCCGCCCUCUCGCUAUGACGCGUUGGUGACGCGAUGCCGCCUGGUAGUGGUUUGCCUUCUACUUUGGUGUUUCUCCCUUGCACUUCACUUGUUGGUUAUCUUUGUGGCAUCUAACGAGGUUCGCUUGAUUCUAUCAGCGUGGUUUAGAUCUCCGUUAAUACUCGCUGUGUGGAUCGUGACCGCUGUGCUGUACCGCUUCGUCUUCAGAAAGAUCAAGAGCUACGUUCCCCCGCUUGCAUCAAGCCCAGGUCUCUCCAUCCCUGAUGAUUCAGAACAGGCCGCUACUCGUGUUCGUCAGACCCGUCGCCUGUUGGUCACUUUCUCCAUCAUUCUUGUGACAUCAUUCAUUUGUUGGAUCCCUUACAACAUCGGCCAGAUAAUUAAGUAUUUCAUCGAAACUGGUCAGAGCACAAUCUCCGACGAUAUCUACAAUAGCUACAACACGAUUGCCGCUUGUGUUUAUUGUCUGUCUCCAGCUAUCAACCCGCUAAUCUACUGGUGGCGUUUGGAUGGUUUCAGGCAGGGCUUCAAAGAACUGUCCUGUUGCUGUCUGCUUCAGAAACCAGAACAACUUGUGGAAACGGUUGAUGGUAACGAAGACCGGCAAAAUACCGAAUCCACGCAUUGGAUAAAAAAUGACAACAAAUAGUUUGUUGAGUGUCGCCUGACUUGCCUCAUAAUUUGGUUAUUUUUCUUCAUAUAAUGUUUCAAUUCUAUCACCAUUUGAUUUCCGCCGGUAUCUUGCUGGAGUUCGUAGUCGUGUAUAUAUACAUGUUUUAUGUUUGCGCACAUAAUUUCUAUCAACAUCUACAAAGAAACAUCAGUGACAAUCAUUUUGCCCGCACGAGGAAUCGAUUUUUGUUCCCUCAAAUAUGCUCCUCUUUUUUGAACGAAGCUCGUGCAAAUUCCUGUUUAAGCACAAAGUCCUCUAUCGCAAAAAAAAGUCAAAGCUGUGGAGGUAAAUCAAAAAUAAGUUUUAAUUCGUCUAACAUUACACGCAGUACUUUAGUUUUGGGAGUGGUGUUCUCGGAUGUAGUCUCGGUGUUCCAUAGGACGCCCGCCGACUUUCAUAAGUCACACGCCAACGCUCAAAAGGUAGCAAGAGCUGACUUGCAAAACGUCACCCACUUUGCAAAUGUCAUCGCUUUGCAGUAUGCGGAUUGUGUAUAGUAUGGUGUACUAUUGACGACACACUGCGACGGCACGAUGGCUCCGUUGCGUCGUGCCGUCGUCCGUCGCAUCGUCCUUCCCAUCUUGUUGUGUGUAAACGUCGCUCCUUCCGUCGCCCGUCACGUCGCACCGUCGUAUGUCGCGUCGGUUCAGUGCGUGACAUCGCGUUGCUGAAUGAGAACCUGUUCCGGACGCUGAUUUAGGGCGCAAUUCAAAUAUGACUCAGCAACUUUUGAAUUGAAAUCGAGAUCCUAGAAUUGAUUUCUCGGAAUACACAGAGCUAAAGCUCCACCAAUUUAGCAGCGGCGUAGCCAGGGUUCUUAUCCUACCCCCCCCCCCCCCCCCCCGUAGCUACGCCGCUGCAAGUUGUUAAGCGCCCGUCUUUAGAUUUGAGGACUUUUGUUGCUUCAAACGAAACAAAUCCACAAAUGACAAAUGAUCUAUACUCUACCUUAAACGUGGGCGUUUCAUAAUGGCAACAUGCAUGGUGCAAUGUUGUGUCUAUAACCUUCUUGUAACAUGGAACAGUCGUUUAUUACAAUAGACAUCCACAAUGCGGCUUUGUCCUCGCUCGUCUGAUCUGCGAAAGGAGCGAAGCGAGAAGACAUUUUCUAAUUUGCGGACGGAUGACAUCAGUCCUGUAUUCGAUAAUCAAGCGAAAUAACCGACAGGGCAGCAAACCGGCCACUGAAAAAUUCGGACAAGGGGGAGUAUGGCACGCCAAAGCUGCCUUCAAUAGUUCAUAUCACUCCACUGUCAGACUCAUUCCAUUCGGCAAACUCAUUUCAUUCGGUAAACUCAUCAGUCCAUUCGGCAAACUCAUCAUUCCAUUCGGCAAACUCAUCAUCCAUUCGGCAAACUAAUAAUUCCAUUCGGCAAACUAAUAAUUCCAUUCGGCAAAAUCAUCAUUCAAUUCGGCAAACUCAUCAUUCCAUUCGGCAAACUCAUCAUCCAUUCGGCAAACUAAUAAUUCCAUUCGGCAAACUCAUCAGUCCAUUAGGCAAACUAAUAAUUCCAUUCGGCAAAAUCAUCAUUCAAAUCGGCAAACUCCCAUCAUUCCAUUCGGCAAACUCAUAAUUCCAUUCGGCAAAAUCAUCAUUCAAUUCGGCAAACUCAUCAUCCAUUCGGCAAACUAAUAAUUCCAUUCGGCAAACUCAUCAGUCCGUUAGGCAAACUAAUAAUUCCAUUCGGCAAAAUCAUCAUUCAAUUCGUCAAACUCAUCAUUCCAUUCGGCAAAUACAUUCGGUCAACUCAUCACUCCUUUCGGCGAAUUUAUAACUCCUUUUGGCGAAAUAAUGAUUUCAUUUGGCAAUUUUAUCAAUCCGUUCUGCAAAUUCGCUAUUUCCUGGAGGUAAUCAUCAUUUCAUUCCGCAAAAUCCUCAUGUUUAUUCGGCGAGUACAUCAUUUCAUUCAGCGAAUUCCAUAUUAAAUUCGGCAAAUCCCACUUUUUAUUCGGCGAAUUCAUCAGGAUGAAUAAAUCCGGCGGGAAAAAAAUGAUGAAAUCUGAAUUUUUAAUGAAAUAAUGAAUUCACAGAAUAAGGCGAUCAAAUUGAUGAAUGGAAUGAUAAAAUUGCCGAAUAAAGUGGUGAACUAGAAAAAGGAAUUCGCAGGAAAGAACGAGGAAUUCAAAGCAAAAAUAUGAUGAGUUUGCCGAAUGGAAUGGUGAGUCUGACGAAUUGAGUGAAAUCAUUCCAUCGUUUUAGACGUUUCCUUUUCUCUGCUUUUCUGAUAGGCCUGAAAGUCAGGAGGUACACAGAAAUUUCCAAGUGCAAAGUAUGAUAAACAAUUAUUAUAAUAUUAUCCAACCACAUAAUCCUAACCACUAUUAUAUAUAUUCUGUGACGCAACCGAGUUUCACUGCGCUUUUCAACUUUAAUUCGUUAUAAAUUUGGAAGUACGUGAGUUGGUCUUGCAAGCUUUGAUUUUUGUGGUAUUGAUUGUAAAUGUGGAUCUAACAUGAAUUGAACAACACUUUUGGGUAAAUUACCAGAGUUUAUUUCUGUCUGUACAGCUGACGACGUCAUCGAGAAAUGCCAUUUAUGUUGUAUUAACUCAUCAGUCAUUAAAAUUUAUUAAGUCGAGGUUGCGUUACCAUAAUUAAGGGGAGUCUUUAAUGUGCAAGUUUUCGUAGUUUUUAGCUUUUUAUUGAGCUUAAAAGGCGUUUAUUAUAUUGUGAAUUUUUUAUCUCUUUGAAGAAUUGUAAGUGAAUUUUGGCAUUAACUAGGAUUGGGCUUUUUACUAAAUCAAUAAGCCUCUGUACUGAUGACGUCACAUUUUGUUUACACGUGCACUUUCCUUUGGAGCCGGGGGGGGGG